Messenger RNA from Scleropages formosus (Asian bonytongue), 1997 nucleotides. It is a transcript of the gene cds2, whose product is annotated as CDP-diacylglycerol synthase (phosphatidate cytidylyltransferase) 2. The transcript is spliced from 13 exons. Bases 280 to 1623 code for a protein of 447 amino acids. Gene Ontology annotation, cellular component: endoplasmic reticulum membrane. Gene Ontology annotation, molecular function: phosphatidate cytidylyltransferase activity. Lineage: Eukaryota; Metazoa; Chordata; Actinopteri; Osteoglossiformes; Osteoglossidae. The record is from RefSeq and is a predicted model, not a curated record.
GUCCCAUGCUGUCACCAGGAAAACCAUUUUAGAAAACUAGCUGGUUAUCGCUCGGAUAAACAGAAAAGCUUGAGGGCGGCACUUCGUAUCUAGGGCGACGUGAGGUGCAAAGGGGCGCAAGCUUUCUGGCAGUGGAUAGCGGUGCGAGAGCCUCAAAAUACGCCGCUUGCUAACGACACACAGGACACCGACCUCGCUAGCGCGUUCGUAGUUACUAGCUUCACGGGCAACGUAAGAGAGAGCAGCUUGUUGCUGCCUCAGCCAGGAGGCGCCGCAGCGAUGACAGAACUGCGGCACCGCGGGACGACCGAGAGCGACUUGCACUCCGAGGACAAGAGAUCAGACCGAGAGAGCAGGGCAGAUGGAGAAGUUCCCUCUGACAGUGAGACCAAGUUGGAUUCGGGUGUUCCCGAUGUUCCUGUCCCACCAGAUGAUACCCCAGAGGUUCUCAAUAAAGCUCUGUCUGGACUAUCGUCACGUUGGAAAAACUGGUGGGUCCGGGGAAUCCUCACUCUUGCCAUGAUCUUUUUUUUCUUCAUCAUCAUCUACCUGGGUCCCAUGGUGCUCAUGAUGAUUGUGUUGUGCGUACAGAUCAAGUGCUUUCAUGAAAUCAUCACCAUCGGCUAUAGUGUCUACCACUCAUAUCACCUGCCCUGGUUCAGAACGCUGAGCUGGUAUUUCCUCCUUUGUGUCAACUACUUUUUCUAUGGAGAGACAGUGACUGAUUACUUCUUCACUUUGGUCCAGAGGGAGGAGCCGCUACGAAUACUCAGCAAGUACCAUCGCUUCAUAUCCUUCGCCCUUUACCUCACAGGGUUCUGCAUGUUUGUGCUGAGCCUGGUGAAGAAACACUACCGGUUGCAGUUCUACAUGUUUGGCUGGACCCAUGUGACACUGCUGAUCAUUGUGACACAGUCUCACCUCAUCAUUCACAAUCUGUUUGAGGGGAUGAUUUGGUUCAUUGUCCCCAUCUCCUGUGUCAUCUGCAAUGACAUCAUGGCCUAUAUGUUCGGCUUCUUCUUUGGCCGCACCCCUCUCAUUAAGCUCUCUCCAAAGAAGACCUGGGAAGGCUUUAUAGGAGGAUUCUUUGCAACUGUAGUCUUUGGAAUAUUGCUCUCCUAUGUAAUGGCGGGGUACCGAUGCUUUGUUUGUCCGGUGGAGUUCAACAGCGACUCCAACAGCUUCACCGUGGACUGCGAGCCAUCAGAGCUCUUCCAGCUGCAGGACUACAGCCUGCCAGCAGCCCUGGAGUCCCUCACUGGCUGGGCCACAGUUCGUAUGUACCCCUUCCAAAUCCACAGCAUUGCUCUCUCUGCCUUCGCCUCCAUUGUGGGUCCUUUUGGCGGAUUCUUUGCCAGUGGCUUCAAGAGGGCUUUUAAGAUCAAGGACUUUGCCAACACAAUUCCAGGGCAUGGUGGUAUCAUGGAUCGCUUUGACUGCCAGUACCUCAUGGCCACGUUUGUCAAUGUCUACAUUGCCAGCUUCAUCAGGGGUCCGAACCCCACCAAAGUGAUCCAGCAGCUAAUGGCUCUGAGACUGGACCAGCAGCUCCAUAUUUUUAACUCCCUCAAGGCACACCUGACCGAAAAGGGCCUGCUCCCGGCCAACGAGGAGGUAGCGUAGGCUUCUCCACCAAACAGGUGCAGGACGGAAGCCAACAUGGAGCAUGUUUGUUUUGGAACAGGGAGGAAAAAAAUGGUGCUUGUCUGAGCAGGAUCCAGAACAAAUUUAACUGUAGCCUUGGCUCAUUCCAUCUUGUGCAUCACACAUGUAAGCAUAUAUACAGUAUAUAUAUAUGUCGUCUGUAACUGCGUUUGUGAGUUACUUCUACUGCAUUUCAUGUCAGCCGUAUUGUUUACAGACAGUGAUGACACUUAACAGUUUCACAGUUAUUGUGCUGUCAGUUAUUUAUAGUACCAAGAAUAGACAACAAUAUGUGUGAAUAUUUUAUGGUACUCUUUCCAUUUUAAUGCACUGUGUAACAUAUUUACACUGUA